GCCCUGUCUGAGGGGAACAGUUUAAAAACAGAUGUUUUUAAUGUGGCAACACAAAACACGAUCCCUUGUCACACAAAAAGCACAUUACUUUCUUCAGCCUCUAUCAAACUUACUUUUUGGACAUUUAUCAAUCUCCCUUCUCUGAAUGUUGGCAAGUCUUGAUUCCUCCUUCAUUACUGAGCACAAUGACAGAACAUGAAGAUAAAUAUACAGCACAAGUCUACACAAUGGGAAAUGAACACACACAUCCAUAAGCUUAACUUCACUUCCUGUACUGUGAGGUCAAAAAGUCUGAAAACCACAUCAAAAAUCUGUCAUAUUUUAACAUAAACCUAAAAAAGUCAUAAAGUUGGAGGAUUCAGAAGCAUUUAACACAGUAUAUGUAGGAUAGAGAGAAAAUACUUCAGAUUGUGCACUAUUUUGAGGUCAGUUGUCAAAUAGAAGCAGAUUAGUGGCAUCGAUCAUAGUAACUCCUUUGUUAUUCAGAUGACAUUCAGGUGAAUUUAAUCAACUCAUCGUUGGCUUGUUUAAGUACAUCAACUUGCAGUCAUUGGUUGUACCACCAGUCACCAAGCAAAAAUGUUGUUUAUUAGGUAGCAUUGUGUUGUGUGAAUGGGAAACAGAGCAUCACUCCACCCGUAGGCUUGUAUCUUUGUGGCAGACGCAUACUGCAGCAUGAUAAUCAGUCCAAACACCUCCAAGCUUUCCAAGAACUACUUGAAGACCAAAAAAGUUUUGACUGUUCAUUUGUGUCAUUUGACCUCAACCCCAUUAAAUAUUUACUCUACCAAUGUGUAACUGGUGUACUGGUUUACUGUGCACUAGAAGAAAGCAAAAUAUUCCUGACAUCACAAAAAGGUCUUGGGAACAUUGUCAGAUCAUGCUGGGUUAACACAGGUUAUCAGGUUUUCAAGAUUAAACUUUCCAUUCAAAUUGUUGAGCUAAAUCUCUAAACAAAAAAAAAAAAAAAAAAAAAGCAAAAUGUAAGUAUCUUUACUAGAGGACUCAGACUUUGGGACCCCAGUGUGUGUGUGUGUGUGUGUGUGUGUGUGUGUGUGUGUGUGUGUGUGUGUGUUUGUCACAUGCACAAUGAAGUAUCAAGAAGUGCUUCAUCUCACAUUUCAGCAUGUUUUGGGCCUCCCUGCUACACUGGGUGACUCUGGGAUUGUUCCACAGUCCUCUGCCAGCUGUACUCUGUGAAGAGGUCUCCAUCCGCCAGCUUAGGGACAGACAGAAGGAAUUACAAGCCAGGCUUUAACUACUGAAAUUGGCUUUGGGGAAAAGUUAAAGGCUAUAAAGAGGCCGUUCUAUGAAACUGACCACCACAGCGUUGAUGCCGCUCAGUGAAUGUCUUGCGUUGAGGGUAAGAGAGUCUUUAUCAGUGCUGAGCUCAUCAUCAGGGAUCAGCAGCAGUCAGACUUCAUUAUCUGUGUGAAAACAGCAGCCUGGCUUUGCCCCGCGUCCACAGAUAAACAGCAGUCAGAAUAUAAUCACCUUUCACACACAGGUCUUCUCAGAAGCAGCUUGUUCUCACCAAGAACACAGAGUCCGACCUGUGUGCACGACUUUAUUCAACUAUUAUCAGUAAAAACAAAGGAAGCUCACUUUUAAUUGUAGACUGAAACCAUUAAAAUGAGUUUUUCAUGUAUAUAUAUAUUUAUAUAUGCCAGUCAGUUGAUCGUUUACUCUAUUCGUUAUCACAUAAUCAUAAUGAAAGUGUGUUAACCAGCUUUGUAAUGAAAAGGAAACAGAAUAUUUCAAAAUGUUUAGUUGUUGUUAAGACUUUACAUCCAAUAUUAACAUGAAAUGUGCCUCCCCUUCACCGCAUAUGAACCCGUACACUGUGUGCCACAGCAUGCUUUAUUAGAUAGGGGCCAGUCAUCUGAUAAGAGUCCAUCAUCUGUUUACUGCACCGUUACAAGCUGCAGGGCUAAUUUCACUGCAAUUUAUAGACAUUUUAGGCAUUAUUAUGUAUUUUUAGUGUUAUUUACUUCAUUUAUCAAAUAUUUUUUGUUAUUUUCAAGUAUCUGUAGUUACUGUAUAUAUCUUUCCCCCCAAUUGUUCUUUUUUUAUUAUAGUUAUUUUACAAUUACUUGUCCAGUUGUUAUCAAUUUACAAUUACACUGUUGCUAAGGUCUUUUGCUUUUAGAUUUUUUUUAUACAAUCAUGGUUUAAUAACUCCUCUGUAUUUUGUGUUAAUUUGCCCUUUUUGAUUUUAGGCAAUUGGGUUUAUUCUAGUUCCUGACAUUUUGUGCGAUUUAUGCUGAAUAGAUAAAACAUAAAUUGAAGCUACCAUAUCUUUUGCAUUUGCCAGUAACAAAACAAAUUCUCUCUUGUAUUUGUCUGUAGCUUCAAAUUUCGAUGAUAUAGGUGUAAACAGUUGCCGAUCUGAUUGUCAUCAUCAUGUGCUUUCCACAUCAACACUUCUGGUAAAACAUUCCUUUUUAAAGAAAACAUGAUGUUAUUUGCGGUCCUUCAACUAUCUCAACUAUUUCUUAUGUAAAGUUUUUACCUUGCAGGAUUCUGAAAGUAGCUUCUGGACACAACUUGAUUUGAAAUUGGUAUUAAUAUGUUGUGAUUAGGCAACAUUUAGCUCCUGUACAUUUAAGUUUUUCAGUAUUUCUAUAAAUACGCAAGGAGGAAUGAUAGUUUGAUGGUGAUUAGUAUUUUUAGAAUUGAUCUUUUUGGUGUAAAUCCCACAGAUGAGGAAGACAGUGACUUGAUGUGAGAUAGAUACAUAUGACCAAUCGUAAAGGAUAAAGAAAAAGGAGCCAGCGAAGUAAUUCAGACUUACGCUCCACCUCCUAACGGUCAAAACCUACAUGAAAAAGCAAGAUUUGAAGUUGGACUUGCAGCUGACAGAGAUAGACAAGAGAGAGGAGGGAGAGAUAGCAAUUGGAGGAAUAAAACUAAAAGGAGAAGUUUAGUGAGGAGUGAGAGGACUAGGAUGAAAGGCCUGUCUGUUAGCUGAGGGUAAGAUAGUCAUGUGAAAUAAAAUUGCUGAAAGAUACUAGAAACUUCACCGUUACCGUUAUUUGUUGCACCUGCUUCCAUAUCAAAGUGCUUGAUGGCUGUUACUAAGGCCGUGCUCCCGUCCUUCAGCUCCUUCUCCAGCCUCCCUCACUCCAGUGACGAUAUGAAAAAAGAUUGAGGUCUGUGGAUUUGACACUUAUCAGGAAGAGUCUCCUACAGUGUGGAAGUCUGAUGGCGGCUCUCUCCCUUUAGACCCUCCAAGCAGCAAACUGUCACCAAGCAGCUCUGAACAGCUGCAGGUCUCUCAACACAUGGCAGAGGAGCUCCUGGAUGAUGACAGCCAAGCAUCUUGGGACAUUGAGUUCCUACUGUCUGACUGGAGCAGCCCUUCUCCUGACCUCAACCCCUCUCUGGACGGCAACGGCAGCAACCAACGGCUCCCACAGCUCGACCCAAACAGACUGUACCAAGAUGCGGCCCACUUUAAGGACCAGGCAGGGCAGGAAGGUGUGCAGAUGAACAGUGGGAACCUCAUGGCUGAGCUCCUGUCACCCCCUGAGACCACGACGGUCCAGCCGGAGCUGCACCUCCAAGGUUAUAAUGACGACCAAACAGGACGAACUUCAUUUCCUGAUGUACAUAAUGUAAAUCAGUUUGACUUCGCCCAUGUAGGAAAUAUGGAGAUGCACAGCAGAGGAAGCCUCAGUAAGGUCACAUCAUGGGACUUCAGCCCCUACUAUCCCCAGCAGCUGCCCUCCAUGGUGGCCUUCCCAGACAGCAGGUUCAUCCCACCUCAGGCUGUGACCCCAGACCCUCGACACUACACCUACAUGCCCCACUUUAAUUACAACGCCAGCCUUUUCUGUGACUACAACCACAGCCAGGCCGUCGGACAUUUGACCCAUCACCCGCAGCCCCUGCUGGUCGGACCCCAGCUGCCCCCUGUUGGGGUGGAGGGGAAGCGUGGCAGGAGAGCUGCAGGGAAAAAGAGGCCCGCCAUCCACAGCUGCGAAUACCCCGGCUGCAGCAAGACCUACACCAAGAGCUCCCACCUCAAGGCUCACCUCCGCACCCACACAGGGGAGAAGCCUUACCACUGUUCCUGGGAGGGCUGCAGCUGGAAGUUUGCCCGUUCAGAUGAGUUGACGCGUCACUACCGCAAGCACACAGGUCAAAAACCCUACGAGUGUCUGCUGUGUCAGAGGGCCUUCUCCCGCUCAGACCACCUGGCUCUGCACAUGAAGAGACACACCUGAAGCUCAAACACAAACAUACAAACUUGUGUCAUUUAAACAAUCAAGCUGAAACUCAGACUACUUAGAACUGAAUUUGGAAUGCCAUGUUGUCAUUUUCAGAUCUUUUUUUUUUGGUCUGGUUUGGGUUUAUUAAAAAAAAACAAAAAACAAAUGAGCCAAUUAAAAUUCAAAAGCUUCAACAUCUACUUGAUAUCCGCAAAUAACACACACCAUUUCAAAAACUGUCUAAAGAUGUAACAGAAUCCGACAUUUUACCAACAUUAGUCAUAAACCAACUUUACAGCCGACAGGUGAGACAGAGAUCUGGGUGGGUUAAGCUCAUAGGGACCAUUGACUGUAUAUAAAAGAUGGCCGUAGCCACUGUGACUUCACCCAUCGGUUUGAGGGCGACUGUUUUGAAUCCUAGAGUUUGGAAUUUGGCCGUCAACAUGUUAGUCUCUGGAAACCAGGCAAGCGAGGGUUGAAAUCCAACUAAGAACUUGUGCAUAUUCCCUAUGCUUGUAACUUGACAAACACUAAGUAGCCACAUCCUAAAUAAUACGCUGCUUUACAAUCAAAUCUUAUUCAAAAUAUGGCCAGAAUUUAUCAAAUAACACCAUGCUGUAUUCAAGGAGUCUUAAAACUUGCAAACGAGACCAGAAAUCCAUUGAGAAAAUAUUUUACUGAGACAACAAAUCAAGUGAAAGGUGGCCUCAUUUCCUUAUUGACUUCUGUACAAUGCGGCGCUUUUUUUUUUUGCAUCCAGAGGAGUCACCCCCUGCUGGCUGUUACAAAGAAUGCAUGUUUAAGGCACUUCUGCACCAGCUUCAUUUUUCAGAAUUGGAGGCUACAACCACCUCUCUAUAGAGUCUGUGAUAAAGCCUCAAGCAAUAAUGACCAACAGGCUCGAGGUAAGCUUUAACUCCACUCAUCGAGAUAUUUUUUUCAUUUUCAAACCAGCAGUUUUCCAACCAGACCAACAUAGACUUAAGUUACAUCAUUUGAUUCGGCACUUUAUCUGAUCUUUAUCCAACUGUUUUCUAUAAUUGUAGCAGUGCUCCUCAGAAUCACUAAACAGAUUCUGGUGUUUAAAAUUGGUCUAUUUCUUUCAAUGUGAUAGUCACAUAAUUCCACAAUAACCCAAAUGAACAUUGUCUCAAGACACAACAUUGAGACUUAUUAAAGUGAAAGUGUUAAGACUUGCCUAUCACACAGAUUUAUAAAUUCAGGGACUUCCGUUGCUGUAAUGAUUUCCCUUAUAACAUCACAGCAACAUGUGUGACUCCAGUCCUGAACUUACUCGUAAACUUAGACACAAACCCAAAAACCAAGUCUUACUUACUUAACCAACUGAAAAUCUGGCAACCAGCAAAAUAUCUUCACUCUGAAGGUGUAAAAAUCUGUUCUCUGAAAGUGUGGCUACUUUACAAUGAUCUGUACAAGAUCGUAUAUCCAUAUUAUGCAACUAGACAACUGCUGUGUAUUUACAUAUACAGACAUGACACAUAUUUACAUACAGCAUAAUAUGCUAUAUGUAACAUGACUGCUCUAUGUUUCUUAAAUUGCCCCCAGGGGACAAUUAAAGUGUCUGGAAUUGAAUUGAACUGAAUUAUAACGUUAACAUGCAAUAAAGGCCACCUUGGCAAACACUGUACACACUGUGGACAUCUAUACAGCAGCAUGUAAACACUAACAAAAGACCUACCAAAAAGUGCACGUAACAUGGGUUGUAGUAAAACACACAAUUAUAUGUCCAGCAGAAGCUCACAGCUAACUCAUGAAAGUCAUGACUGUUGAGUAACAAAGCUUUAAAUAUGCCAUAAAGUGUGUGCUAAUGUAGGUUUUUGUAUUUUUCUGUGUGUUCAUGAGUUUUAAUUUAAGAAAAAAAUGCGUGUGCCUUUUUCUUUCUCCUCAAGAUGUUUUUAAAGCUGUACAUAAUUUGCGUAUCUCUUUUGCUGUUUGUUAUCAUCUUAAAAGUAACAACAUAUUUAUUAUCAUGAUCUUUUAUAUAAACAGAAAAUACUAUUAUAUUGUACAGUGUUUAAAUAUUUUCAUGAGUGCUUUAAGGUCUGUCAUGUAUUGUUAUCAUCAUUGUAACUGCAAAAAUAAAGAUUUCUAAUGCUGUAAAACUA
This is a messenger RNA of Amphiprion ocellaris (clown anemonefish), 6340 nucleotides long. RefSeq names its product Kruppel-like factor 1 (erythroid) (gene klf1). Gene Ontology annotation, biological process: regulation of transcription by RNA polymerase II. NCBI's taxonomy places the organism in Eukaryota, Metazoa, Chordata, Actinopteri, Pomacentridae. Gene Ontology annotation, molecular function: DNA-binding transcription factor activity, RNA polymerase II-specific; RNA polymerase II cis-regulatory region sequence-specific DNA binding. The coding region runs from base 3285 to 4229 and encodes 314 amino acids. The record is from RefSeq and is a predicted model, not a curated record. The transcript is spliced from 5 exons.